UCCUUUUCUACUGUGGAUUUGUGUUUUUCUGUGACUUUGGCGUCUCGGUGGUGUAGUUUGGGUCAGCAGUUUUGUUGGAUCAGUGUGGAGCCGAUAAUAAAAAAUACAUGUGAAACUUUAUUAUCCAACUAUUACCGUUACAGUAGAGGCAACAAAUCCAGGCUCAGCAAUUCUAGACCUCAAACACAUAGAUAUAUAGUGUAUCCUUUAACCUCUAUCAGUUCCCACAGUCUCAUCAGGUGUGUGGAUAUCAGUGAUGGUGAGUUCAGGUGAAGUCCUGGGUGUGAAGCAGAAAGAUGAACGAGUUUUAAUUGUGUUGGUGAAAUGAACUCUAUUCUUCUCUCAUUAAACGUCAGAGCCGCUCAGAUCUAAUUAAAGACGAGUGGGCGGGGCUUGUCACACGUCACGUAUAUGUAUAUAGUUGGAGCGCUUCCCUGCCACCCAGCGUGUGCCUCUCUGAGUAUCAAAUGCAGACCUCCAGGCAAGCUGUACUGGAGCAGUUAAUCAUCAUCAUCAGUGACGAUGAGGAGGUCACAGCAGGUGGAGGAAGAUGAGGCGCUGGCCCGACGCCUGCAGCUAGAAGCCGACUCAGAAUUUGCUGGGGUGGAGCAGAUCUCCAUCACUGAGGAGCAGCAGGCUGCGGUUCGUUUACAGCAGAUGGAGGAAGAUAAGCUGCUGGCCCGACGGCUGCAGGCGGAGGACGACUCGGACAUCGCUGUGGUGGAGCAGAUCUCCAUCAGCGAGGAGGAGGAGGCUGCGGCUCGUUCGCAGCAGCUGAGGGAAGACGAGGCGCUGGCCCGACGGCUGCAGGCGGAGGACGACUCGGACAUCGCUGCGGUGGAGCAGCUCGCCAUCAGCGAGGAGGACGCCAUUUGUUUCCAGCAGGCGGAGGAUGACGAGGAGCUGCAGGUGGAGGCCGGCUCAGACAUCGCUGUGGAGGAGCAGAUCUCCAGCAGUGAGGAGGAGGAGGAAGAGGAUGCGGUUCCUUCACAGCAGGUGGAGGAAGACGAGGCUCUGGCCCGAAGGCUGCAGGCGGAGGACGACUCGGUGAUCGCCGCGGUGGUGGAGCAGCUCGCUGUCAGCGACGAAGAGGAGGAGACCACUGGUUUACAGCAGGUGGAGGAUCACGAGGAGCUGCACCGACACCUGCAGGCUCGGCUGGACCGAGUGGAGCCCGCGCUGCACAACAGACACCGUCACCACCUCCAUUAUCACCACCUCCACCAGCUUCCUCUUCAUCGCCUCCACAGGGGUCGUCCCACAGAGCGCCGCUGGAUGAUUCAGGUGGCUCCCGGAGAAGUUCUGAUUGGUCACCGCGGGAGUAGGGACGCCACAUCUGAUGACGCUGAAGGAAACGACUACGAGUCUCUGCUGGAGCUCGAGGAGCAUCAGGGCGCCGUGAGGACCAAUCAGCUGAGUGCGACGGACAUCCAGAGGUUUCCCACCAAGGUGUUCCAGGGAUGCGGCGGCAGCGGCGGCGGGAACACGCAGUGUCAGAUCUGUUUCUGCGACUACAGCGACGGCGAGAAGCUGAGGAUUCUGCCCUGUUUCCAUGACUACCACGUCCAGUGUAUCGACCAGUGGCUGAAGGAUAACCCCACCUGUCCCAUCUGCAGAGUCAACCUGGCCGACAAAGACGCCAUCGCCCCUCCGACCUCUGACCUCUGACCUUGUUUCUACUGUUUCCUAUGGGAA
This is a messenger RNA of Pelmatolapia mariae (spotted tilapia), 1695 nucleotides long. RefSeq lists its product as uncharacterized. Lineage: Eukaryota; Metazoa; Chordata; Actinopteri; Cichliformes; Cichlidae. Bases 523 to 1668 code for a protein of 381 amino acids. The transcript is spliced from 13 exons. The record is from RefSeq and is a predicted model, not a curated record.